Molecule: messenger RNA, 826 nt
Organism: Cynoglossus semilaevis (tongue sole)
Lineage: Eukaryota; Metazoa; Chordata; Actinopteri; Pleuronectiformes; Cynoglossidae
Product: ATP synthase subunit alpha, mitochondrial-like
Exons: 4
Coding region: 94-582 (162 amino acids)
Biological process (GO): proton motive force-driven ATP synthesis; proton transmembrane transport
Molecular function (GO): proton-transporting ATP synthase activity, rotational mechanism; ATP binding; ADP binding
Source: RefSeq, a predicted model, not a curated record
GCAUCAGUGACACUUAAAUAGAAGGAGAUUUAAUUCAGCCAUUACGGUGACUGAGGCAGCGAGCUGGAGACAGGUCAAUAACCAACCGACAACAUGCUGCCUGCGAGAGUAGCUGCAGCCUUGGCCAGGACCAUGCCCAGGAGGGCUGUAUUUGUUUCCAAGGCUGUACCGCCCCCCUGCGUUGGGGUCAACCACAUCCAUACACACAGAUCAUGGCUGCAGAAGACAGGCACAGCUGAGGUGUCUUCCAUCCUGGAAGAGAAGAUCAUGGGGGCCGACACCUCUGCUGACCUGGAGGAGACUGGACGUGUGCUGUCCAUUGGUGAUGGUAUUGCCAGAGUGUACGGGCUUAGGAAUGUCCAGGCAGAGGAGAUGGUGGAAUUCUCCUCUGGUCUAAAGGGUAUGUCUCUAAACUUGGAGCCUGACAAUGUUGGUGUUGUGGUGUUUGGUAAUGACAAAUUAAUCAAGGAGGGAGACGUCGUGAAGAGAACUGGUGCCAUUGUUGAUGUUCCUGUGGGUGAGGAGCUGCUGGGCCGCGUUGUGGACGCUCUGGGAAAUGCCAUUGAUGGAAAGGUCAUUUGAGAGAUCCAUUUCUCCUUGACUUCUGAUUGGUUGUGGACACAGGCAUUGAACUAUUUCAAAGCUACUGUUUGCCAUUUAGUUUAAGGCAAAUGGUUGGAUUUAAACCAACAAUCUUCAUUGUGUAAGAUAAACCUCGAACCCACUUCAGUUUUAGAAAGUGGUUAAUGUUAAAUAGUGCUGCACAGUGGAUGCAUUAUUUUUUAUAUUGAUGUUUAUUCUGAAUAAAGAUUUUAAAAUAGAACAG